CCUUCUCUGUACUUGAGCUGACUUCAGAGUGCUGGCAUGAAGCAGGAACACUAAAUGGUCCUUUCAGAUUACCUCUCUCUGUUUCAGUAUCUGCAACAAUCUCCAGGAUGGAACACCAGACAGUUCUGGAGCGGGGAAUGGGGAAUUCCAGAAGGAGAUACGAUGAUGAUGAGGAAGAAGUUCGAAACGCAAUCUACAUUGGGAUCCCCGCGCCCCAUGGCUACAGGAGAAAGCGGCGGCGAAGAAAGUUCUCAACAAGCCACAAGAAACCCAACGAGGAGGAAUGGCAUCCGAAGAGGCAAGAGAGAUCCGACACGGAUGAAGGAGGUGCCAGGGCAGCCACUUCUUCAGACAGCAUUAACGUUACCAUUUCCCCAGCUGCUGAGCGCCUGCGGUACAUCCUUGGAGAAGAAGACGAUGGGCCAACUCCGACCUUGUUCACUGAGAUGGACACCCUGCAACAUGACGGAGAUGAGUUGGAAUGGAAGGAGUCUGCCAGAUGGGUGAAGUUUGAAGAGAAGGUUGAAGAAGGAGGGGAGCGAUGGAGUAAGCCUCAUGUCUCCACGUUAUCGCUGCACAGUUUGUUUGAGCUGCGGACAUGCCUGCAGACCGAAACUGUGCUGCUAGACUUGGAUGGAUAUUCCUUACCACAGAUCAUAGAUGAUAUAAUUGACAAACAGAUUGAAGAUGGACUUAUUAAACCAGAUGUCCGGGAACAGAUUUCAUUCAUCCUCCUGAGAAAGCAUCGCCACCAAACCAAGAAACCCAUCCAUCGUUCCCUGGUUGACAUCGGAAAGUCAUCCACAGCUUCAUCAGCUCGCAGCCCCAACCGAUCUGCUGGCAUUGGGGCGAGCUUUUAUCGUUCCACUGAAGACCUGGGAAUGAGACAGUUUUCCGGUUAUGGACGGCUACGACAUGCUCAAAGUCGAAGCAUGAAUGAUAUUGCAGACACACCCAGCACCGACCAGCUCAAGAACAAAUUUAAGAAGAAGAUACCUCGCGAUUCCGAAGCCUCGAACAUCCUCGUGGGAGAAGUGGACUUCCUGGAAAAGCCUUUCGUCGCUUUUGUCCGUCUCCUGCAGCCAACAAUGCUGGGUGGACUGACCGAGGUGGCUGUGCCAACAAGGUUUAUUUUUAUCCUUUUGGGACCUCAAGGAAAAGGCAAAUCUUACAGUGAGAUUGGAAGAGCCAUGGCCACACUGAUGGUGGAUGAUCUGUUCAGUGACGUGGCCUACAAAGCGAGGGACAGGGAUGACUUGAUUGCCGGCAUCGACGAAUUCCUCGACGAGGUAAUUGUUCUUCCUCCUGGUGAGUGGGACCCCAAGAUCAGGAUCGAGCCUCCCAAGAAAGUGACGCCAGCCGAGAAAAGGAAGUCCAUCUACUCUCUCAGUGAGGCAGGGCAGAUGAAUGGAUCAGCGGGAUGUGGUGGAGUGAGUGAUGACGAGGAGAUGCCGGCGCCACAUGAGCUUGGGGAAGAGCUGACCUGGACAGGGAGGUUCUGUGGAGGCCUACGGCUCGACAUCAAGAGGAAGCUUCCUUGGCUGCCCAGUGACUUCUAUGAGGGUUUCCACAUCCAGUCCAUCUCCACCAUUCUCUUCAUCUACCUGGGCUGCAUUACCAAUGCCAUCACCUUCGGUGGUUUACUGGGCGACGCGACCGACAAUUACCAGGGGGUGAUCGAGAGUUUCCUGGGCACUGCUUUUACCGGCGCCGUCUUCUGUCUCUUCGCUGGGCAGCCCCUCACUAUCCUGAGCAGCACGGGCCCCAUCCUCAUCUUUGAAAAGCUCCUGUUUGACUUCAGCAAAAGUAACGAUAUAGACUACCUAGAAUUUCGGCUCUGGAUUGGCCUCCAUUCUGCUUUUCAGUGCCUCCUUCUAGUUGCCACGGACGCCAGUUUCAUCAUUAAGUACAUCACGCGUUUUACGGAGGAGGGCUUCUCCAUGCUCAUCAGCUUCAUUUUUAUCUAUGAUGCCAUUAAGAAGAUGAUCGGAGCCUUCAAGUACUACCCCAUCAACUCCUUGUACAAGCCUGACUACGUGACCAUGUACAAGUGUGAGUGUGUGGCACCAGACGCAGUGAAUACAACCUUCUUCAAUGCUUCAGAUUCACUGGCUUUGAACAGCACUAAUAUUUCUUUGUACAAUGUUGUCAAUACCACAGCCCUGGACUGGAGUCAGCUCAGCAAGAAGGAGUGCCUCAAGUAUGGUGGGAGUUUGGUUGGAAAGUCCUGCAAGUAUGUCCCAGACCUGGCCCUAAUGUCUUUCAUCCUCUUCUUCGGCACCUACUCUCUGACUGUGACCCUCAAAAAGUUCAAGUUUAGCCGCUAUUUUCCAACCAAGAUCCGAAGCCUGAUCACUGAUUUUUCCACGGUCAUCUCCAUUCUUGUUUUCUGUGGCAUCGAUGCUGUGGUCGGACUGGAAACCCCCAAACUGCAUGUGCCCAACAGAAUCAAGCCAACACGAGCAGACCGGGGGUGGUUUGUUAUCCCCUUCGGGAAAAAUCCGUGGUGGGUCUACCUGGCCAGUGCUCUUCCGGCCCUCCUUGUCACCAUCCUGAUCUUCAUGGACCAGCAGAUCACAGGAGUGAUUGUGAACAGGAAGGAGCAUAAGCUGAGGAAAGGAGCCGGUUACCAUCUGGAUCUGUUCUGGGUUGGUCUCCUGGUAGCAGUUUGCUCCUUCAUGGGCCUCCCAUGGUACGUAGCAGCCACUGUCAUUUCCAUCGCACACAUUGACGGCUUAAAGAUGGAAACUGAAACGAGCGCACCCGGAGAACAGCCACAGUUUCUUGGGGUCAGGGAGCAAAGGCUGACUGGUCUUGUUGUGUUCAUUCUCACAGGAGUCUCUGUCUUCCUGGCUCCAAUUCUGAAGUACAUUCCAAUGGCAGUUCUAUAUGGAGUCUUCCUUUAUAUGGGUGUGGCCUCUUUAAAUGGUAUUCAGUUCUGGGAUCGAUGCAAACUGUUCCUCAUGCCGUCCAAGCACCAGCCUGAUUACAUCUACCUUCGCCACGUGCCCCUUCGACGGGUCCACUUAUUCACCACGGUGCAGAUCAUCUGCUUGGCCAUCCUCUGGGUCCUAAAGUCGACUGUGGCUGCCAUCAUUUUCCCCAUUAUGAUCCUUGCUCUCAUCCUCGUGAGAAAGAUGCUGGAUCUUGUCUUCUCCCAGCACGACCUCGCUUGGUUAGAUGACAUCUUACCGGAGAAAGACAAGAAGAAAGAAGAAGACAAGAAGAAAAAAAAGUUGAAGAGCAAAGACCAGGUCGGAGACGGCGUUGAUGAGGAGAAAGGUCCCCCAAUUGGAGCUGUACAUGCUGAAGCAUCACCAAGCAACUCUGAUUCACUCGACCGCAGCAUAACUUUACACCUCAAGAUUUCCUGCCCAUCCUCUCCUGCUUUCAGCUACUCGCGGAAUGCCACUUGCUCAGUUCCACAGUUUAAGAUAGAAAUGGAGUCUGAUUAUGAAGAUGUAAACGCAGAAAAGGCUUGGAGAGACCAGGGCGGCGAAACCACUUUGUAGCUUGUCCAGCUGCGGCUUCAGCCUUGCAACAGGUCCUACUGGGGAGACUUUGCUAGCACUCGGACCUCGCGUUCUGCUGACGAGCUGACAGCAUUUGUGUGUGUUAACCCUCCCGAGAACCGCACUUUGUCCAGAUCCGAGUGUUUACUGCAAGCGAAGACUUCAAUACGUCUAUGCCGUGCUUUAAAUGUGCUGUGUAAAAUAUGCUUUAAAGGACAAAGACAUUAUUAUUAAAAGUUUAGUAAACAACAGGUAGUGCCGAUCAGAUGAGAUUGCAACAUAUUACAAGACAUUCCAGGAAUUAGGAAGUUGCUUUGAAGCAAUUGUAAGUUCACUUUCGACGUUUAACGAUGUUAUAAAGUGGUUGAUCCAAGACUUAUGUAUAUGAAUCCUUUGCCAUCGUUUUGCCUAUCUUUCCUUCGUGAGUUCCAUACUGUUGAAAGCGGGUUUUGCUCCGUUCCUGUCUGCAGGGUUUAUUUUGAUGGUGAGAGCAACUUUCUGCUUUUACGAAAAUGUGUUUUUUGAAUUAUUUUGCACUUUGCGCAGUGUAGGCAUAAGUUAGACGGUGUAAGAUGGGUAGCUGUUAACUAUCUGAUUGAUUUUAAUGUAAAAACCUUAAAAGUUC
This is a messenger RNA of Hypanus sabinus (Atlantic stingray), 4137 nucleotides long. RefSeq names its product solute carrier family 4 member 5a (gene slc4a5a). Gene Ontology annotation, molecular function: monoatomic anion transmembrane transporter activity; solute:inorganic anion antiporter activity; sodium:bicarbonate symporter activity. NCBI's taxonomy places the organism in Eukaryota, Metazoa, Chordata, Chondrichthyes, Myliobatiformes, Dasyatidae. Gene Ontology annotation, cellular component: plasma membrane. The transcript has 26 exons. Bases 108 to 3512 code for a protein of 1134 amino acids. The record is from RefSeq and is a predicted model, not a curated record. Gene Ontology annotation, biological process: regulation of intracellular pH; transmembrane transport; monoatomic anion transport.